AUGAAGCUCCUCAGCCUCGUGUGUCUCUGCGUCGCUUUGUGCGCCCACGGUUCCCUCGCCGUGGACCUCAGCACAUUUACGUGUCCCGACACGAUGCCCACGACGCCUAAUGUGCUGCUCAACCCAUCGUUUGAGGUGGAUCCAACCCCGGCCAAGAAAGCGAACAAAGCAGCCCUGGGCUGGAAGCUGUCGACAGAUCAGAACAUCAACACGCUUCGUGUGGGGCCUACGGGUGAGACGCCUCGCGAUGGGGAAACGGCCGAGGACGGCAACUACUUCUGGCGUUUCUCGAACCUGACGCCCGUCAAAUUGUCGACGACGGCGGGUGUGCCCGUUGUGCUAGGCCAGUACUACCUCCUCUCCUUUUGGGCCAGGCGCACCGGUGGCCUAACGACGUUCGAUGGCAGCCCCACGCUGAAUGUGGGCUGGACGGGCCAGACGCUCAGCCAGAAUGUGGAUUCCUUCCCAGACCCAGUAACAUCGUGGACGCAAUACUGCUACCCUACGCUGCUGCAGGGAGGUCUGGCGGCCACACAGACGCUCUCUUUUCUCAUGGCCGAUCCGCCCGCUGUCUUAUCCUUUGACAACGUCGCACUGCAGCAGGUCGACCCGGUGCAGUCAACAACGACGCUCGUUGUACCCACAGCGACAACCACAACAACUACGACGACGGAGACUGACAUCGCGACGCAGACAACAACGGCUACAGUUGAGCCUGCGACGACCACCUUAACAGUCGAACAGUCAGUUACAGACUCGACGACGUGCACCUCAACCACAACGACGACGUCCACGACUACGCUUGCGGCUCCCACUGCAACAGUAACGGGCAAGUGCCUCGACAUCCACCUGUCGUUCGAGGCCGCCUGCUGUCCUCGGGCGUUCUGUCAGAAGAAAGGAUCCGGCGUACACAGGCGCACCGUGGGUUUCUCGACAGCGACUGAGACGACGACAUCCACCAGCACUUCGACGAGCACACAGACCGACACGACGACUACAACGGAGACCGAUACGGAGACAUCGACUUUGCCUACGCCGACAGCUACAACGACAGAGACGACGACAGUGUCUACAAAGACUGAUGUCGUUUCCGAGACAGUCACGGUGCCCGCAACGGCCCAGCUUCCCACCCAAACAACGACCGUCUGUCACCGCAUCGAUGUGCCCAAAUUCUUCUGUCCUCGCGGCAUGCGCAGCCAGCAGCUCAUCUCUGCAGCCGAACUGGCCUUCCUCAAGCUCUACAAGCAAAAGUACAGCUCCGGUGGCAAAGCACCAUCGUUGUCAGUCACCUGCGAUGGUGACCCGAGCACCUACAUCUAUUGA
This is a messenger RNA of Acaromyces ingoldii, 1323 nucleotides long. RefSeq lists its product as hypothetical. The transcript is spliced from 5 exons. Lineage: Eukaryota; Fungi; Basidiomycota; Exobasidiomycetes; Exobasidiales; Cryptobasidiaceae. The coding region runs from base 1 to 1323 and encodes 440 amino acids. The record is from RefSeq and is a predicted model, not a curated record.